AUGGCCAUGUCCCAAGCCCCAGGUGAAGUGAGCACAGCCACCAGGCAGGCUGGAUUAGAGGGGCUGGAAGCAUUAAAAGAUGCCUCAGAGAAGCUCAAACACCUUGAAAUGGAAAGUGGUCCUUUGCCAGCCAGUCAUCCCAACAGGGACAUUAACAUCAGCAACCAGGAGGAAGUGGUGAAGUUAACUGAGAAAUGUCUGAAUAAUGCCAUUGACAGCCCCGCACUGAACGCCAGGAGAGUUCCUCCUGACAUGAAGAGUAACAUUCUGAAGGCUCAUGCAGAAGCAGUGCCGAAGGUUACAAGAGAAGAUAACUUAUUAAGUCAUAAAAAUGCCAGUGUUCAGGAUGCUGCCACCAACAGUGCUGAGUUAAAUGAGAACGCCGUGCCCGGCCCUGGAGGGUCUCUCAUUCCGAUGCGAACCACGCCUGCAGAAAAUGGGCCUGCUCUAAAGGAUGCUACAGAUGAAUUGGAUGCCUUGCUUUUAUCUCUAACUGAGAAUCUCGUUGACCACACAACCACACCUCAGGUAUCUUCCAUAUCCACGAUCACACCCCGUUGGAUUGUGCCACAGAGUGCUGCCCUUCCUAACGGGCUUGCAGGAGACAGCGGGCUCUCGCCGGCCGGGAAGGAGAGGCCUGGCAACAGGGGUGUGGUCUCCCUCAUCUCUCCCCCAGCGCCGUUCUUCGUGGAUGCUGUGACCAGCUCGGCUCCAGCCUCUGCUGGAGAAGCCACCUUGAAGCAGAAGUGUUUGCUGACAACAGAGCUCUGA
Molecule: messenger RNA, 771 nt
Organism: Lipotes vexillifer (Yangtze River dolphin)
Lineage: Eukaryota; Metazoa; Chordata; Mammalia; Artiodactyla; Lipotidae
Product: band 4.1-like protein 5
Exons: 9
Coding region: 1-771 (256 amino acids)
Source: RefSeq, a predicted model, not a curated record